AACUUUUUAGAACUUCAGGCAAUUGCGAGUUGUCCUUUUGUCUCGGCCAAACCCUAAUUUCCGAUCAGUGGCUCCGGCGACGUUGACAUGGAGGCGACUGCGACAAGAAUCAUUCGAAGUGGAGGCGGCGCGUGGGCAGUUGUCGCACUUCUGUUAGUGAGCUUGAUCAGCCGCACAUCGGCGCUGACGGUGACGGUGAAAGACGUCGAAUGCGUGUACGAGUAUGUUUACUACAAAGGCGACACCGUGACGGGGAAUUUUGUUGUCGACGAUGUCUAUUGGGACAACGAGCGCACCGGCAGUAUGGAUUUCAUAGCAACAACUCCUGAUGGUACGACCGUGCACACUGUGAAGGCAUCAUCGGGAGACAAGUUUGAAUUUAAGGCCCCUGUAGAUGGAAUGUACAAAUUUUGUUUCCAUAACCAUUACCAUACACCCGAAGCAGUCUCUUUCAACAUUCAUGUUGGCCAUAUUCCUAACGAGCACAACAUUGCGAAGGAUGAACAUUUAGACCCCAUAAAUACUAAACUUGCUGAACUGAAGGAGUCACUAGAAUCCGUUACGCUAGAGCAGAAGUAUCUGAGAGCACGUGAUGCGCGCCAUCGCCAUACCAAUGAAAGCACGAGAAAGCGCGUUAUAAACUACACAAUUGGAGAGUACGUUCUGCUGGCUGUCAUGAGUGGGCUUCAGGUUUUCUACAUCCGGCGCCUCUUCAGCAAAACAGUCCCUUACGGUCGUGUGUGAUGACGAUGAUAUUCCUUGACCGGGCUGGAUAACUUUCCUCCCAUAAAUUGAGGUAAUUUUUUCGAUGUUUUAGUACAAACUAGGAAGAGGAAGAAUAUAUAUACAUAUAUAUCUGUACUAUUAAUGCUAUGGUUUGGAAUUGGCUGGUUCUGCUUUAAUAAAUUUACCGAGAAACAGCAUUCUAUUUUAGUAUAUAUACAUUUUUUUUUAUCAAA
Andrographis paniculata is the source of this 959-nucleotide messenger RNA. Its product is annotated as transmembrane emp24 domain-containing protein p24beta3-like. The transcript has 4 exons. NCBI's taxonomy places the organism in Eukaryota, Viridiplantae, Streptophyta, Magnoliopsida, Lamiales, Acanthaceae. The record is from RefSeq and is a predicted model, not a curated record. Gene Ontology annotation, cellular component: endoplasmic reticulum; endoplasmic reticulum-Golgi intermediate compartment; COPII-coated ER to Golgi transport vesicle. Gene Ontology annotation, biological process: Golgi organization; intracellular protein transport; endoplasmic reticulum to Golgi vesicle-mediated transport. Bases 88 to 744 code for a protein of 218 amino acids.